CACUAACUCAUCUCUCCCCCCUCCCCCAAUUGUACAAAUACUAAAGAAGAGCAACCACAGGUCGAACACAUCAACGACGUCCUCCUCUACAACUCGUCCUACGCCGAUGGGCUCUACCCGAGCGCGUUCGAUCUGGGGACGGGCGUGGGGCGGAAUUUCCACUUCUCCGCGGGCGCGGCCGCGGACAGCGCGUACGAGUAUCUCCUGAAGCAGUGGUUUGAUGGUGUGUACGCUGUCGGAAAAGCGGCUGGACAGGACGAAGUUCCAUCCCAUCGCGUUCCAUGAGGUCGUCUUCGGCGGCAACUCGUACAAUGUCAUCGACUUCAACGUGCUGGAGGGUUGGAUUAGCUUCCACCAUUCGUUGCACUGGCUGCUGGCAGAGCUCUUCAAGCACGUCGACUUGCUGUCGGAGGAGUCGUUGAAGGCUGUCGGGCUCACGAGCGUGCGGGAAGUCGUCCUACGCUACGCGAGUGAGCAGGCAAUCCUGACAGUCAUCGACUUCCCAUUACGAGUGCUCGCCAUGAUCGCUCAGAUACGAACUGGUCUAUGGGUCCGCAACGGCUUCGCUAUCCGUGGUCAGCUCCUGCAUUACCGUGACUUCAUGUUGCGCGAGCUCUGCUACGAUCAGGACCUCUUCAUCCUCCAGACCGCCUUCAUCAUCCUCGACCCCGAGACCGUGCUCGUCACCAUGCUCGACCGCUUUGCCCUCACUAGCUACUUCUCGGGCGUCGUCACGCAUCCGGUUUACGACGGCGGACAGUUGGGCGGCAUGGUUGAGGAGCUGCUAUACGUGCUCAUCACGGUGCUCAGCGAGAAUGCGAAUGCGUCACGCCUGCCAAUACGCUUCGCUGUCCGCCGCGAGAUCGUGCACGCGCUUGCUAUGGGCCCGGCGUCGUUCACCGACCUGGUGAAACGCGUAGCGGAGCGCUUGGUCGACGACACCUGCUUCGAGGGCGUGCUGCACGAGGUGGCAAACUUCAAGGCACCGGAGGCGACGACAGACAUUGGGGUGUAUGAGCUACGCGACGAGUGCUUCGACGAAGUCAACCCGUUCUUCUACCACUACACGCGGAACAAGCGUGAAGAGGUCGACCAGAUCUUGCGCGCGCGGCUCAAGAAGAAGACGGGGCAGACGGACCCCGUCAUCACGCCCAAGCCGUGGGGUGUCAACUUCGGGCCCUUCGCGAACUUGCCUGCGACAUUCGAGUCCGAUGUGCUGCUGCAGAUCGUAUUUUACGCGGUGUACAACGUGCUCGUGUUGACCGAGUCCGCGGGCGCGACGCCACCGUCGGCGGAGGCGAUCUUGGACCAGGUGUUGCACAUGAUGAUGCUCGCCAUUGUCGAGCGCCCGACGGUGUUCGCGGAGAAGGCGGUGACGAAGACAUUUGAGGAGAAGAACUUGCUGGACGUACUCUGCGCGUUGGAGCGGAACGACUUGUAUAAGACAUAUCGGCCACGCAUCGACUGGAUCCUGUCGCGGAUCGAGGAGCGCGGCAUGUCUGGUGAGGUUGCGAGGCGGCGGCAGGCGCACGAGGGGACGAAGCCGGCGGAGGACCCGGAAGAGGUGAAGAAGCGCGCAGCAAAGGCGCGACAGGAGGCGAUCAUGAAGCAGAUGAAGGCGCAACAAGCGAGCUUUGCUGUGAACUUCAACGACCUGGAUGACGAUGAGGACGAGGAUAUGGAGGAUGCGACGCAGGAGACGACGUCGUAUGGGACGUGUAUCGUGUGCCAGGAGGACCUCAACGCCAACAAACCCUUCGGCGCGUUGGGUCUUGUUCAGCCGAGUCGGUUCAUGCGGCGACAUCCGGAUGCGAAUCCGGCCUACCUCAACGAGGUGUUGCAGACCCCGCCGUCACUGGAUCGUCCAAUCCAGACGAAACCUCCCAGAUUCCCGCCCGAAGAAGCUUUCUCCCGGACGCCUCCGCCAUUACCGCCACCAAACCUAGACGCCUUCCAACCAAGUUUCACCCGCUUCGGCCUCCACUCCUCCGUCUGCAGCCACAUGAUGCAUCUCGAGUGCUUCCAGGUGUACAGCGUCUCGAUCCGCCAGCGACACCGCGCGCAGACCACCCGCAACCACCCGGAGAGCAUCCCGCGGAAAGAAUACAUAUGUCCGCUCUGCAAGAGCCUCGGCAACGCCAUCUUCCCCGUCAUCGAUGCGCAACCCACGCCUGUUAGUCCCCUUCCCUUCCCUGACUGGAUCCGGUCCGCCAGUAUCAGCAUCCUCAAGUCCAAGCCGGAUCCGCAGCUCGAGUCCCUUCAGUUUCGCAACGGCACAGGCGAGUUCGUCUUUUGGGCGGCGCAGGAUCCUGCGUAUAGCACGGCCAUUCGUGCAGCGGACAAGCCUGACGCAGCGGAGACGCACAAGAUGUUAGACACGGUGAUGCACAUAUGCAAGUCUGUCUCCGCGCAGACGCGGCACUUGCGCGAUCGUCCGGAGCCUGACGCUGGGGAGCGGGGUGCUGGAAUCUACCUCCCGGAGGAGCUACUGGGGUAUACAAUUGCGUCGAUGGAGAUCGCGCAGCGCGGGCAACAGGGCACUCAUGCGGUGGUCGCUGACUGCUUGUCGGAACCCCAGGCGCGGAUGAUACGCGGAUUAUUGACGUGCUUGCAGAAGCUCGCUGCCUUGCAUCUGAAGGGCAGACCCGACGAGGGCCGGGAGGCCGUGCAGCAUGCGAUCAUCAAACGUUUGUUACCCGAAUGGAGUCGGACAUCCCUGACGUCCUUCUCGUACCCACUGCUGUUGCGCGACCCCUUCACGGUGCUCGUCGAGACCGCCGCCAUCGCGCCGGAGAUGCUGCAGUACGUCCUUGUCCUCACCUACUACGCCUGCCUCGCGCGCACCGUCAUCGGCCUCGUCUAUGUGCUCAACAAGACGCGGAGUGUUGCGACGAUGCAGUUGACCCGGCGGCAGCACGAAGGCAUCUUCGGCGACGUGCGCAUGUUCUUCAUGUCUGUCGUCCGCCACUCGCCCGUCUUUGAGCACACCGCGACGCUCGUGUUCGAGACCUUCGGCGAGGCGCGUAUCGAGCGGCUGCUCUACGCGUUCACUUUGCCGUUCCUCCGGCGUGCAUCCAUCCUCUGCCGCGCCGCUCUGCCCCGACAGUUCGCUGUGCCCGAGGGCGCGGGCAUGAGCGCCGAGUGCGAGUACUCGCGGCUGCUCACCCUGCUCGGCAUCCCGCCCCUAGCAGACCUCCCCCGCCAGGACACGCUCCAGAACGCGCUCUCCGGCUGGUGCGCGCACUACGGGCACUCGCACGCCGCGGCGCAGCUCAACUGCGGGGUCGUGCUCGACUACCCGGUGGUCUACCAGCUCGCGCGGCUGCCCGCCAUGCUGGACACGCUGUUCAUCGACCAGGAGCGGACGAUGCGGUGCGCGAGCUGUAAGAUGGUGCCGGCGGAUGCGGCGCUGUGCUUGCUAUGUGGGACGGCGUGCUGCUUGCAGAGCGACUGCUGCAAGGACACGGAGGGCGGUGGGGAGCACGGGGAGUGCAACAUGCACAUGAGGGAAUGCGGCGGUGCUAUCGGCGUGUUCUUCCUCGUCAAGCGCUGUGCGGUGCUCUACCUUUACGCCAACAACGGCGCGUUCACGCCGUCGCCGUACCUCGAUGCGCAUGGCGAGAUGGACUCGUCGAUGAGACGCGGUCGUCGCCAGUACCUACACCAUGCGCGGUGGGAGGACAUUCGCAAGAUAUGGCUGAAUCAUGGGAUACCGACGCUCAUCGCGCGCAAACUUGAGAGUACGGUGGACUCUGGCGGAUGGGAGACACUGUGAGGGUGGGCAGGUAGCGCCGCGAGGGCGAAGGAGGCCAUGUGUGAAGGAAGAAGUAAUGUAUUCCUGUUGUCCUUUUCCUCUGGCUAUCCAAACGCAAUGUAAUCUUCUCUGCAUCAUUCGCAUUCUUUGUAGCCUAAUCAUUUGUCUGCUUCGAGCUAUAGCAUAGAAUAUCCUCCUUCUCCCCCUGCCCUGAUCCCAGUCCCGAAGACAAAAGGUACGGGUGAUAAUUCAGGAAGACAAACAUUCGCUUCUGUCA
Messenger RNA from Schizophyllum commune H4-8, 4031 nucleotides. RefSeq lists its product as uncharacterized. Gene Ontology annotation, molecular function: ubiquitin protein ligase activity. Gene Ontology annotation, biological process: ubiquitin-dependent protein catabolic process via the N-end rule pathway; protein ubiquitination. Gene Ontology annotation, cellular component: ubiquitin ligase complex; cytoplasm. The record is from RefSeq and is a predicted model, not a curated record. The transcript is spliced from 5 exons. The coding region runs from base 221 to 3775 and encodes 1184 amino acids. NCBI's taxonomy places the organism in Eukaryota, Fungi, Basidiomycota, Agaricomycetes, Agaricales, Schizophyllaceae.